Molecule: messenger RNA, 3216 nt
Organism: Didymosphaeria variabile
Lineage: Eukaryota; Fungi; Ascomycota; Dothideomycetes; Pleosporales; Didymosphaeriaceae
Exons: 1
Coding region: 1-3216 (1071 amino acids)
Biological process (GO): DNA alkylation repair; DNA repair
Cellular component (GO): nucleus
Molecular function (GO): dioxygenase activity
Source: RefSeq, a predicted model, not a curated record
AUGCUUUCUCUGCUGGAGCUCGUCACCCAGAAUCAACCCCACUUCCAGACUCAUCAAGCCCUGCUGGUCCUCGGGCUCCAAAAUGACUUCAUCCUGCCCGACGGAAAGCUACCUGUCAAUACCCGAUCUGGUUUCCUGGACCGCAUUCACGCCCUCAUUCCUACCUUUCGGAAGCAGUCUUCCAACAUCAUCUGGACCAAGACUCUCUAUGAGACUGAUCGUCUUGCAAGCGACCCCACUACAGGCGAGGGAGACGCAGUAGUGGUUGGCGGCUUAGUCGACGGAGUCGAAAGCAGCACGGACGAGGACGACGAUCUUCCGAAGGAUCUUAUCCGGCCAACCCAGUCACGAUCGUCAACGUCAAAACACAGACUGCGUGCGCUGAAUUUGCUGAAGCGGGUAUCCGCCCGUAAGACCACCUCGGCCUCCCCGCGAGAAGAGCUCCAGGCAGUCGUCGAAGAAGAUGAAGAGCUAUUCCUCCGGCAAUCAGGAAAGAAUGGACCAGCUUGCCUGCCCGAUACAUCAGGUGCAGAAUUCGCAGACACCGUGAAAUCAAAGAUCGAACCUUCAGACACAGUGGUGCAGACGACAAACUACUCCGCGUUUCAGGGAACUUCGCUUCUCCUCAUUCUACGAGCACGGCUAGUCACGGAAGUUUACAUCUGUGGCUGCAUCACAAACGUAAACGUGCUGGCCACAGUCAUUGAUGCAGCUCGCCAUGGCAUCAAGAUCAACGUCGUGGGAGACUGCCUUGGCUUCCGCAAGCAGUCUCGCCAUAAGAUUGCUCUGAAAAGAAUGAUCGAAUUUUUCGAUGCCAACAUUGUCACAAGCCAAGACGUUAUCGAACGGAAUAUGCCGGGAGCUACGCUGUCAUCCACCCCGCAGAAGGAUUCGAAGGAUGAGCAGGAGCUGGAAGACAUGGCUAAGAGUUUGCGGGUGUCGGACCCGCGGCCCACGGACCAACCCAAUGCGACACAAAUCCCGCGUGGAACAACCCCCACCAUAGCCGUUGAAGACUCUAGAGACGAACGUGAGCGAACCUCAUUAGCCAACGGCCGGACGCGAAAGCCGUCCGAUACCACCUCUUUAGCCGAAAGUCGCGCCACGUCCGACACGAAACUAAGUGAUGAACAGUUCACGGAGCGAUUGAUGCAAGGCGCAAAGGUACCGAAGCCUGAAAGACAGUCUGAGAAGCAAAGCCUGGUCAAGUCCAAGAUUCGAAUGAGGCCACGAACCUCCAAGGAAAAAGACAAGCACAAUCACAAAAAAUCAGAAGGGAAGAAAACCAGGGACGAUUCGAGCAAGAGUAGCGAGAAAAGUGACACAAAAACUGAAGCCAGCUCGCCACACGCUGCCGAAUCGGAACCGGAUAAACAUGCCAAGAAACCCCAGACAGCCCCAUCAGUAAACGAGUCACGCCCUGCGGCCAUCGCAAAGGCGGAGAGCAGUGACAAGUUGCGCGACAACCUUUCGCGAAGCGAUCGUUCGCUCAAACCAUCUGCCUCCCAACCUGCUCUGUCUUCUGCUAACCCUGACAAAGACAUCGCAUCUCGUGUUAGAAUGGCUCUGACCAGGGCGCCCAAGUCAGACUCGCAUGAGGAGCCCCCUGCCCAACUAAGGGCGUCUCCUACCAAAGGUGCACCCGCUGUGGCGCCGUCCCCAACGCCAAGUGAAAUGACCACACCUAGAGCCAGCAAACUUCAGUCUCUUGCAACCUUUCCUGUACUUGGUCCAGAUGACCGCAUUGCUGAAGGCGAUUCCCGCAUAGUCUACGACUUCUUCCCGCAGAAGCUUUACCAUCCCUCUGAUCGCUCAAAACCUUUGCGAGAAUUGAUCUUCACUCAAGUCUACAAUGAGGUGCGGUGGCAGAAGAUGCUCCACCAGCAGGGUGAAGUACCGCGUUUGUUGUGCGCUCAAGGUGAAUUCAGCGCAGAUGGCUCCAUGCCUAUCUACCGACACCCAGCCGAUCAAACAUUGCCUUUACUGCAUUUUUCGCCCAAGGUGCAGUUGAUUCGGAAGCGGGCUGAAAAACUAGUUGGGCACCCACUCAACCAUGUUCUCAUACAGCUUUAUCGCUCGGGCACGGACUACAUUUCCGAACAUUCGGAUAAAACUCUUGAUAUUGCUAGAGGAUCGUCAAUAGUCAAUGUAAGCUUCGGUGCACAAAGGACUAUGCGUCUUCGCGCAAAGAAAUCUGAGAAAGCGGACGACUCCCAACGCGAAACCCAACGCGUUGCCAUGCCACACAACUCCAUGUUCGUAUUCGGUCUCAAGUCUAAUGCAAAAUGGUUACAUGGGAUCAUGGCCGACAAACGUAUAGCCUCCGAACGCAGCGAGGCCGAGAACGCUUACGAGGGUAUGCGAAUCUCCCUAACUUUCCGGCACAUAGCCACCUACUUAGACGCAAAAUGCCGCACAAUUUGGGGCCAAGGGGCCACCAUGAAGGACCAGCGCGAUGCAGGUGACGUGAUCAACGACGAUGAAGAAGAGAACGAAAGUCUUGUCCGCGCUUUCAGUCGCGAAAACCACGCUCCAGACUUUGAUUGGGAUCACUGGUACGGCGAUGGCUUCGACGUCCUGCACUUUAAGGGCUCGCCCAAGGACCUACCCAUCCUAUUUGCAUCCAACAACCAAGUGGACGUUGACAUGGUUAGAGUCUAUCUUGCAGAACGAAACAUCGAGUACUCGCUCAUCGAGGCUCCCAAACUAGAAAAGGGUUGCGAGGUAGACCGACAGGUUGGCUUCCGCGACACGGACACCCUUCGCACCGAGGUUUCCAUGCCCGUCUUGAUCAUCGCUUAUCUCGAGCGGUACCGGCCCCUUGAUAGCGAUGACAGAACACGCCCUUGUACGGUCAACAGCUUCGAUAUCCAAAUUAUGAUCACAGGCCUCCUCAAGCACUGGUACAACCGCCAUGUGUCCACAUACCCUCAUAGUUUCGUCGACACAUUAGAAGUACUGGAAGAACGCUUUGCAUUUACUCCAGGGGCGUUCAUCGCUGGGCGACGGUUUGCUCAUGCGGAUUGCAUUGCGUGGGUUGCAUUGGAUGAGCUUAUCAGGAAUUGGGACGGAUGGUCAGAGGAAGACUUCCCGAACCUGACGGAGUAUUAUCGGAUGCUUUGGAAGAAGAAGAAGAGUGUACAGCUGGUCCGGGCGGAAUUGCCUAGUAUCAAGAAACUCAAAGCCACCAAGGGGAAGGAGAGAGUUGAGGAAUAA